Mirounga angustirostris (Northern elephant seal) is the source of this 2877-nucleotide messenger RNA. RefSeq names its product nucleolar protein 12 (gene NOL12). The transcript has 5 exons. Bases 300 to 1073 code for a protein of 257 amino acids. Lineage: Eukaryota; Metazoa; Chordata; Mammalia; Carnivora; Phocidae. Gene Ontology annotation, molecular function: rRNA binding. Gene Ontology annotation, cellular component: nucleolus. The record is from RefSeq and is a predicted model, not a curated record.
CAGAGGGCGGGGGCGGGGCCCGGAGCUCAGGCUUCGACCUCCCGGGCCCAGCCCAUCGGCCCCGCAGCCCCGCAGGCCGUGCGCUCAGUGUUGUUGAUGAAUGAGGAGUGAAUGAGAUGAGCGUGGCUUAAGUUCAUUUAUGCCCUCAUCAGACGUGUCGUGAGCUCCUUCGGGAAUACCUGACUGGCUUCCAUAAGAGGAAGGUAGAGCGGAAAAAGGCAGCCAUUGAGGAGAUCAAGCAUCGGCUCAAGGAGGAGCAGAAGAAGCUCCGGGAGGAGCGCCAUCAGGAAUACUUGAAGAUGCUGGCAGAGAGAGAGGAGGCUCUGGAGGAGGCAGAUGAACUGGACAGGCUGGUGACAGCCAAGACAGAGUCGGUGCAGUAUGAUCACCCCAACCACACAGUCACCGUGACCACCAUCAGCAACCUGGACUUCUCGGGGGCCCGGCUGCUGGGACUGUCUCCGCCUGAGGAUCUCCGCUCUCACGGCAUCACUGCACGCGCACAGUCGCAAAAAGACCAAGAGGAAACGUCCCCGACGGGCCCAAGACUCCACCAAGAAGCCCCCGAGUGCCACUCGUACGAGCAAGACCCAGCGCCGCCGGCUGACGGGCAAAGCCCGGCACAGCGGAGAGUGAGCCCUGAGAACCAGGCCAUGCCCAGCCUGGGCUCUAAGGGCCUGUGCUGUCUCCACUUGGCUGGCCCAGUAACCCAGCCCCGAGGUGGGGACUCUGCGGCCCACGGCGGGGAGGCCAGCAGCUCUGGCCCAGAGCUUGGACCCUGGCAGGGGCAGGCCGCUGAGAGGUGGCUCCCCCCAGGAGGAGCCUUCAGAGCCGAACCUGGGGCAUCUUCCCAAAUGUCUCCCCCGCUGAGCCUUCAUCAGAUUUCUGAAACUGAGUGCACUUGUGGUCUUUUUGUCCCUGACCCUGAUGCCGCUUGCCAAGGGCAGGCUUCUGAGGUGGUGGAAACCAUCAGGCGGGUGGGUCCGUCUUCCCCGUCCAGCAGUUUUCCCUGUGGGGAUGAGACAGGUAGUGUUAGGUCUGGGCCCCCUAACCCGGGUUGCAGACCAGCAUAACAUUGGAAGAAUCCAGAGUCAUCCAGCUGCUCUGAAAAGCAGGCUGCUGGGCCAGGGGGGUGAGUGGUGCUGGACUCCGCCCUUUACUGGCUGAGACUUUGGGUCUGUCCCUUCUUGGUCUCCACUGAAGUGGUGGAAGUGGAUGAGUUUCAGAGCAAUCCCCACCCAGCUCAGGCCCAGUGAGAGAUGGACAGGGUGACGGGAGAGUGCAGUGCCAGGAGCAGCUGCAAGUGCCACCGGGCCCCGGGGUGUGGGAGGCGCUGGCAGGAGGGGGAGCUGACCCCCCAAGCAGGGCUUCCUUCUGCUCAGCCCAUGGAGGGCUGCCAUUGGGCAGGCUCAGGAACAGGGGCUCUGUUAGGCCGUGUUUGGGGGUGACUGGCACGCUCCCAUGUCACUCUCCGGACCCGCCAUCUGGUGCCUCUCUGAGGGCCACACCUGGACUGGGAACGCGAAGCUUGGGGCUUAUGGGUGGGAAGCGCUGUGACCCGGUUCUUCAGCUCCUUCACCUGCUCUUCCUGCUGCCUCCCUGUUCUGGGGGUGGGGUGACUCGCUCUGCUGGGCUGCCUCCAUCCCGGGCAGAGGGUGGGGCCUGCUAGCAAGUUCUGCAGGUGGUUCUAGUGCUCAGCCCAGGGCCGUGAGUGUGAGCCUUGCCCUCACGGGCCCCCCGGGAGCAGAACACAUCGUGCGUUAGCGUACACGGCAGGGCCUGGGUUUGAAUCCUAACUCUGCUACUUGGCCUCCGUGUGAGCGCUUUGCUGUGCUGACCUCAUGGGUAAGAUGUCAAGACACCCACCUCCUCGGGCUGCCCUGAGGCUGACGUGAGCCGCAGGUGCACCUGCAGGCUGGGCUCCCGGCUGCUGCUGUCCCCUGUGACCGCUGACCCACGUCUCUUCUCCUGUCCCCGGUGCCGUGGGGGGUCAUUUACCAUUUAGACCUACAUGUGAUCUUUACAAGUAUUCUCAUCCUCUCUCUUCCAUGUGCGCCAUCAGUUCUUACAGCAAACCAAGGAGAUUGAGUCAGCGAUUUUGCCCAUCUUGGGAUCAGAAGUGAUGGAAUCAGAACCCUCUGGAGAACUUGCCUUUUCUCCCCAGAACCCCUCUCUCCAUGCUCCACACCUGGAUUCUUUCCUUGCCGCUCUCCAUCUGGUGGGCCUCCUGGGUUUGGGGCUUAAAGGAUUAGGUUAAGCUGCAUAUAAUAGAAAACAAAAUUUAAAAACAACUGGCUUGGGGCGCCUGGGUGGCUCAGUUGGUUAAGCGACUGCCUUCAGCUCAGGUCAUGAUCCUGGAGUCCCGGGAUCGAGUCCUGCAUCGGGCUCCCUGCUCAGCGGGGAGUCUGCUUCUCCCUCUCCUGCUCUCUGUCUCUCAUUCUCUCUCUCUCAAAUAAAUAAAUAAAAUCUUAAAAAUAAAUAAAUAAAUAAAUAAAAACAAACAACUGGCUUGUAUAAGAGGCAGUUAACAGGGAGAUAACUAGCCUGGAGCCGGGGUAGGGUAGGGCUGGGGGGCUGGGAUGGCAGGCUUUUAGCUUUUUGCUUUGUGCCAUUUUCUUUUUUUAAGAUUUUAUUUAUUGGGGUGCCUGGGUGGCUCAGUCGUUAAGCGUCUGCCUUCGGCUCAGGUCAUGGUCCCAGGGUCCUGGGAUCGAGCCCCGCAUCGAGCUCCCUGCUCAGCAGGAAGCCUGCUUCUCCCUCUCCCACUCCCCCUCUCCCACUCCCCCUGCUUGUGUUCCCUCUCUCGCUGUCUCUCUCUCUGUCAAAUAAAUAAAUAAAAAGCUUAAAAAAAAAACGAUUUUAUUUAUUUGACACAGAGAG